UCUUGUGUUUCUCUCCUCAUGUAGUGGUAACUGAUUUUCUCCUAUCACCCAUGCUUUCAAUCGAUUCUACACAUGGUAAUUACUGAGUCCCUCUAGUAUAUUGGAUUUGCCUACCGACAGAUCUCUCCGUUCUGCCAUGUUUCCGCACGGAAGCUAAUCACACUUUCUCACACUAUCCUGCUGCUGAUCUUCUCGUAGGGCGAGGGACAGCACUCACUCUGAUUUUUGAAUACACUCUCUAGUGUUUCUGUGUAAAGCCCUCUAGACCUAGCUUUCCAUUAGGGCUCAGAUUCGCUCUGAUACCAUGUAAACAAUGGAUUUUACUUCAAGAGAUGAUUUCGAGUCUUAAGCCAAAUGCUUAUAUACAAAGGAUAUCAGAUGUACCAGUAGUAGUGGCCCUUAAUACAAAUUGCGGUGUGGUUAAGCGUUCAUCUCCUGUAGAUGGUUUACACGAUAUGAACUGACACUGUUCGCUGAUCCUUAGAUGAAUAUUAUACAGGGGAGAAAUAAAGAUGAAGAAAGUCUGUACCCCGACCCAAUAUAUAGAGGAAACAUUUGAAGUGCUGGGCAUCCCAACUUGAGUGUUUUGUAGCUAGUGCUUCUGGUGUUUUGCAUUGAGCCUGUGUCACUGCCGACAGUAACAACAUUUCGAUAAGCAGAUGUGAUUUCUCUAUUCCAGACACAUUUUUCGUUAUUGUGGAGGUCGUGUAACGACACUGGUGCUGCACAAUCUUCAGUAUCGCCUGCAUCGUUUUGAUUUCAUACACAAGUCUUCAUAUCAGCAAUCAUGGGUGCUGGCACAUCAUCAAUCGAAUCUGUUGCUAACCAAUUUCGAUCGUGGAUGGGCUUGUCCAAUGCAGAACCGAGGCUUGGCCAACACGCGGGUCUUCUAAAGGGAAUCACUGAACCUGAAGUGAAGGAAUACAUCGAAUAUUGCUGUCACGACUUAAUGCCCUUAGGGAGCGAAGAAAUUGAUGAACGUCUCCUGAUCAGCAGAGUCCCUAAUGAUUGGAGUUCAUGUCCUGCCCAUGUUCAGAACCGCCUCAUAUCGAAGCAUAGUUGCAAGGAAUUGAUCCAAUUGAAGACAGACAUUUUCAGAGAUGUCAUCGACAACGAUGGAUUUCACCAUUUUAGAGCAGAAAUCCGUCCUCGAGAGGCUGUACUGACUGCGUUGCAUUUCGUCACUUUAGACGGCAUCUUGGAAUGCAAGGGCUAUGACACAAUUACAAGUACCUGGUGCACACUACCUCCAUUCAACAUGCUGCCUCGACUGGAUGAAGACGUAUUUCAAGCUCACUCAAUCUGCGGUGCUGGUGGAAUGCUGUGUGCAAAUGUGGGAAAACUGCAGGACAAGCUUAUAACGUUUAAUCCUCUGGCAAGAAGUUGGAAGGAACUACCUCGUCUUAAUCAUCCGCGGAGUCCUGUGCUCAUGCACAUGAUAUUUAACCAAGAGGAUAAUUCUUACAAGGUCAUCGUUGCCGGAAGCUCCAGAUUAGACGAAGGACAUCUUUCAAAAAUAACGGAGGUAUUCGAUUCACGCACUUGGGUUUGGAAAGUUACAGGGGAUUUGCCGGGACCCCAAUUCGGUCUAAAUGAUUAUCAAACGGGUGUUUAUUCAGACGGUAUUUUGUAUUGUAUUGCUUUUCUAGGGGAUGGGGAGGGAAAAGGUAUUAUUGCGUAUAAUAUCGAAGAGGAAAAAUGGUUGGUAGAUCGCACAUGUUUACUCCCAAACUAUAAUAGCUCAAAUAUUAUGCAAUUAGUGGAGAGCAAAGGACAGGUAUACUUGUUCUCUGAGCUCGAGCGUCACGAUGACGAACAAGAUGAUCCUUGCAUCGUGCAUCGUGUUGAGCAUCGUAUCGAUGUUCUGAUUCCAGAAGAAAUGAACUUGCACUCUAGAAAAGCAUGGAGGAACGUCAUAACGGACACGAAGGUAGGGUAUGUAGGACUUCAAUUGUAUCCUGAGUACACUUGCGUUCCUCUAGGGGAGGGAAAAUUGUGUGUUUUCAAUUCAAUUGAGCAUGUCGGCAUUGUUUAUGAUAUAGAAAAUGAAAAGCGUUGUGAAUCAACCUUGCAACCUCCAACUCGCUUUGGAAGUGAAGACAUGGUAUUCUACAGCUUGAACCCUCUUACCUUCAAUUUCGAGCCAAGCUUCAAAACCAAUCCAUAGCUUCUAACAUUAUUCUUCUACUAUAUGCCUAUCUUCAAUCAUCUGGAACUUUUCCUGCAGUUCUCUUGGUCAAUUUUGAACUUAUUAAGAAUUUCGGUAACUUCAAGAUCAAGAACAGAGCAACGAAAACCUUAUGGAAGAUCGUCAAAAUUGAAAGUGAAUGAGAAUUAUAUCUAGCCAUUGCUGAUACAAAACAAAAUAUUACGAUUAGUUAAGAGGCAGCACAGUGGAGAUAUUCCGCUUUAGUCUCCUCACUAGAUUCAUGUCGACGUGAAAGAAUUACUUUGAUGUAGCGCGUGAGCCCAAUUUAAAAAGGAGCCAUAUGCUUUGAGCCCAGGAGCGUAAAGUCUAGUAUAUAUGAACAGUAAUUUCAAAGGAAUUUAACGAUUGUCCAGUAUUCACUGUAAUGACAGGUGCCAUUUCCUCCAGGAAUCAUGACCAAUAUCGUGUUCGCCGUCGUCGCAAUGACCCAGCCGCUUUCUGAUGCUACAGAUAGUAAUAGCCCGCCCAUUUAGGGUCUUUGUUUGUCAAGCAUGAACUCAAAUAUCACACGCCUAGGUGUUUGCAGCUGGUGCAAUUUGAUUUUA
This is a messenger RNA of Physcomitrium patens, 2754 nucleotides long. RefSeq lists its product as uncharacterized. Lineage: Eukaryota; Viridiplantae; Streptophyta; Bryopsida; Funariales; Funariaceae. The record is from RefSeq and is a predicted model, not a curated record. Gene Ontology annotation, molecular function: protein binding.